Neltuma alba is the source of this 1336-nucleotide messenger RNA. Its product is annotated as L10-interacting MYB domain-containing protein. Lineage: Eukaryota; Viridiplantae; Streptophyta; Magnoliopsida; Fabales; Fabaceae. The transcript has 3 exons. Bases 278 to 1195 code for a protein of 305 amino acids. The record is from RefSeq and is a predicted model, not a curated record.
CAUUAUCAUUGUCAAUUCUAAAAUGAAAUCGUAUCCUGGUUACCUCGAAUUUGUGUGACGUUAACCUCGGCUUGAUCCUUUUCCUCCCAAAUCAGAAUCAAAUUCCCUAUUCUCAUCGCCCUAGUUCCAUCAUUUCCACUCCAACAUCCCCAAAAAUUGAAGACUCUGUACAUGAACGUUCUGCUACACCUGCCACAGCGCCCUCCGCUUUGUCCCGACCGAAGAAAUCAGACGACCACCCUCCCUCUACGGCUCCACCGAAGCGCAGCCGGUGUAGAUGGAAACUGAAGCCGGUCGACAACCCAAGCCAGAGCGCUCAAGGACAAGAUGGACAGCAUCCCUUGACAAGAUAUUUGCCGACUUGGUUGUCAAGCAGAUUCAGUUGGGGAAUCGACCAAACAAUGUUUUUGACAAGAAGACAUGGAAUCACAUUCGUGAUGAGUUUAAUAGGCAGACAGAUCUAAACUUCAAUAAUAAUCAACUGAGGAAGCAUUUGGAUGUUCUUCGAACGCGCUUUCACAAUUUGAAGUCUGCUUAUGAUCAGAAUAAUGACUUUGUUAUGAAUGAUUCUUGCUGCAUUGGUUUUGAACUCUGGGAAGAUUUGGGGGCUCAGCAUAGGCCUGAAGCAGUUAAAGUGAAAGACUGCCCUAUAUAUGAGCAGCUAUGCACAAUCUUCACAGAUCCAGCUGCUGAUGGAAAAUACGCUCAAUCUAGUCAUUAUGAAGAGUUGGACAAGUCCAUUGGAACGAAUGCUGCUGGUUUAACGUCAUGUCCGGAAGGUGGAGUCUCGCAUACUGAAAACCCAUCAUCAGUAUCAAAGCCAGUGCAGGGGAAUGCCUCAACUCCAGAGAAGGUAACAAAGAAUCCUUCAGAUAGGAAAAAGAAACGUCCAUCUGAGACUCAAACUCCCAGUUUCGAUCGAGACACGUGUGAUGCCAUGGCUGAGGCUUUGUUAGAGAUGGUUGCUGCUUCAAGGCUAAGGACGGUUGCUUCAACUGCAAGUGAUGAUAAAUAUUCCAUCACAAAUUGCAUCAGAGCUCUGGAUGAGAUUGAAGCCAUUGAUCAGAAGCUCUACCUUUCUGCAUUGGACCUCUUUGAGAACCCUAGUUUAAGGGAGACUUUCAUUUCCUUAAAAAGUGACCAGAUACGACUGGCGUGGAUUCAAGGAAAGUGUGGUAAAAGUUCUUCCUCUUAGACUAAGGUCAUUUUGGUGGUGGCAUUGAGCAGUGUUGAUUUGCUCGGGCACAGCCUACGAAUUUUGUUUAUAACAUGGCCUUCUUUUGCUGGAAAUGAUACUGCUUUAGUUACAACAAAGUCACAACCUGCUGCUGGUUCA